CUUUUGACUUUCGCAAGGUGCAGUCGCAUCUUCUGGAUACAAGAUACAAUAUACUAGUUAAUCGAGAGGAUUGCUCUAUUUUAGGAUACAUUGUUCUCGCCAAGCAAUGAGCACGUGCUGACCAUGUUGGACCAUCGAAAUAAUCCAAGAUUUCCCAUGAGCACCACCAUGAGCAGCGUCCUGUUGCCCCUGAUCCUAGGUCUUCUGCUAGUCAGUGGCCCGUCACCUUCCCAAGCGCAAGAUGAGUCCCUGGCUGGUAGUUUUCUAUCAGGUCUUUUGGACACCAUCACCAGCACGGCAGAUGCCAAGGACUGUCCCGGUGUUUGUGUCCACACCCUGGCCACCUUAAUCUGCUACGAAGUCCUGGACGAUGUGCCCUGCCCCUCGCCCAGUAUGAAGUGCUGCAUUGAAAAUGCUCCAGCUGGUAAAAACGCCACUGCGGUGCGGGCAACCACAACACCGAAAACCACAACGCCAGCCAGCACCACAACCACACACAGAACCACAACGCAGAGGACAACCACAACAGUGGCUACCACCAGUACCACUAAACGGACAACCACAACCACUCCAAAGCCCAAGCCAAAGCUGCAGACAAAGCGACCGGUGAGUAGCACCACCACAAAAGCCACGGUUGCCACAACCAAGAAGCCCAGCACCACCAAGAAGGCAGCCACCGUGAAGCCAAAGGACAAGGAGGAGGCCACCAAGACAGAUGAUGCUAAUAAAGACUGUACCGGAGUCUGUGUGGCAGAUCGCAUAGCCGAGUACUGUGAAGCCUAUUUGACGAGCGAUGGCUUGUGCAAGGAGGGCACCAAAUGCUGUGUCUCCCUGGAUGAGUACUCCAACGGAAAGCUGCCCAAGGACAUCUACAUACCAGCCAAACACAUGAGCAAUCUGAAGAUCAACACUACCAUGACCGUGAAAAAUGCUCCUGCAAAGACCAGCUCCAGUACCUCUACCAGCAGCACUUCAACCACCACCACCAGUACCACUACGACUCCGGAACCAGCCAGAACCAAUGGCAACAGCUCACCCAAGCCGAGCAAGCACAAGAAGCACCCGGCAACGACGACCACCACGGAGGCGGCCGACGAGGAGGAUGAGGAGGAAGAGAACGACGACCAGGAGGAGGAAGAGCCCCCAUUGAGCAACAAGCUAAAGUCCGGACAGGGCCAGGGUCAAGUGCUCAAAGAAUGCGAGGGCGAGUGCAUGAAUGGAAUUUUCGCCAUUUUCUGUGAUGACAUCGAUUCUGAGGCAUUCUGUCCGGGCGAGGGAAGUUGCUGUGUGACUGGAAGUGUUUCGGAGGCUCCAGCCUCCAAGCCUCCGCCCACCAAGCCUGCCAUUAAACACGCCCCCAAACCCGCGGCCAAGCCAGCACGCCCAGCCUCUCCACCUCCUCCGCCCUCCUCAUCCACCCAAGGCGGAGAUCUCCUCUCCCAGAUCAUAUCCUUUGCCGAGAGCACCCUCAACUCCCCAUCUCCGCCACCACCGCCACCGCAGGCCCCGCCCCAGGUGCCUCGUUGUCCUGGAUUCUGCUUGCUGAAUAUCAUGGCUGCCUUCUGUGAGCGUCCUUCGGUGCUGGUCUCCACACCCACCACUUGCGCCAAAGGAUCCGUGUGCUGCGAUAAUUCGCGAUCAGGAGUCGUCAAGCCUAAGCUUCCUCCGCCCACGCCCUCACCCACUGCUCCGCCUACAGCCCCGCCCUAUGUCCUGCCCAACACACCAAGUCCAGAUCCACGAGAGGAAUGUCCAGGAUCCUGCAUCGUUAGUCUGCUCAGCUUUACCUGUUUCAAAAACGCCGAAAUGACUGAUCUGUUCCGGUGCAAGCGGUCUGGCCAGAUCUGCUGUGCUCCAAAGAGCAAGAUCCUCGAGAAGCAACAGUUCCAGACUCGCAACGACACCGCCUACUAUCCGGCUCCGCCGCCUCCUCCUCUAGGACCUCCGCAGGCCUAUCCGCCACAGACGCCACCCUACUCCUACAUGAACCAGCCCCAGGGACCUCUGCCGCCACCACCUCCCCAGAUGGCGCCACAUCACCCCAAUCCCUAUCAGCCCGGACUACCCCCACCCGGACCUAACUAUGCUGAUUAUUAUCCUGGCUCCGGCCCUGGUCUGCCGCCACAACCCCAGCCGCCGAUGACCACGCCCCCCACGACAACCACUACUACCACAACGCCCAGACCGCAUGUGUACUCCAAGUACGUCUGCGGCGUGAAGGGAACUCUGCGAACCGGACGCUCCCAGGCCCUGAACUUGGUGUCCUACGCCCGUGCCAAGUACGGAGUGCAGCGCACAGCUCGACAAAUCACCUCCGCGGCGCCCUACGCCGUGAACUUCAACAAAUCCAACGAGAGACUGGUCCUGGGCUCGGCCAUUGUGCCCAUUCAGAUCCACAACGAUAAGCUGGGCGACCUUGUGGAGUCAAGUAGCCUGCAGAGCAACCAGCUGCGCUCCUACCACAACCACCAGGACUCGGCUGACCGGCCGGAACUGGUUUAUCCGGAUUACUACCAACAGCGUUCCCUAUCCGCCCUUCAGUCCAACUUCACAGGCCGGCGGCGAGCACGAGUCGUUGGUGGCGAGGACGGCGAGAACGGCGAGUGGUGCUGGCAGGUGGCCCUCAUCAACUCCCUGAAUCAGUAUCUCUGUGGAGCUGCCUUGAUUGGCACCCAGUGGGUCCUGACAGCAGCUCAUUGUGUUACAAACAUUGUUCGCUCCGGAGACGCCAUCUACGUUCGUGUGGGUGACUACGACCUGACCCGGAAGUAUGGAAGUCCUGGUGCCCAAACCCUUCGUGUGGCCACCACCUACAUCCACCACAACCACAACAGCCAGACCUUGGACAAUGAUAUUGCCUUGUUGAAGCUCCACGGCCAGGCGGAGCUCCGAGAUGGAGUCUGUUUGGUGUGCCUUCCCGCUCGAGGAGUCAGUCAUGCGGCGGGCAAGCGUUGCACUGUCACAGGCUAUGGUUACAUGGGAGAAGCUGGACCCAUUCCUCUGAGAGUUCGUGAGGCGGAGAUCCCCAUUGUCAGUGACACGGAGUGCAUCCGUAAGGUGAACGCUGUGACGGAGAAAAUCUUCAUCCUGCCCGCCUCCAGUUUCUGUGCCGGUGGAGAGGAGGGACACGACGCCUGCCAAGGUGACGGAGGUGGCCCGCUGGUCUGCCAGGAUGACGGCUUCUAUGAGCUGGCCGGUCUGGUGUCCUGGGGCUUCGGCUGCGGCCGCCAGGAUGUGCCCGGCGUCUAUGUGAAGACGUCCUCCUUCAUCGGUUGGAUUAACCAGAUCAUCAGCGUAAACAAUUUAUAGUGAGGCAUCUCGCCUAGGACAUUGACAUUUCGUGCGGAAGGAACCCCGCUCUUGUGGCGAUUUCCCGAACCUAGAUAGGACGGGUGACCCCUACGAUUGUACCCAGGGGUUCUGCGCUCUUCGACUGCUAACGUAAACCCAUCCUAGUGUAAUCUAUUCAUACCUAACCCUAAUCUAAAGACACCAACCCAGAAGGCAACUAUAUUAACUAUUACGAUUAUCGAUAGCGUAGACGGCAAUCUUUAAAAAAGUA
Messenger RNA from Drosophila bipectinata, 3562 nucleotides. RefSeq names its product trypsin-like serine protease domain-containing protein masquerade (gene mas). Gene Ontology annotation, biological process: proteolysis. The record is from RefSeq and is a predicted model, not a curated record. Gene Ontology annotation, molecular function: serine-type endopeptidase activity. Lineage: Eukaryota; Metazoa; Arthropoda; Insecta; Diptera; Drosophilidae.